Messenger RNA from Caenorhabditis sp. 36 PRJEB53466, 348 nucleotides. Lineage: Eukaryota; Metazoa; Nematoda; Chromadorea; Rhabditida; Rhabditidae. The record is from the annotation of a GenBank genome assembly.
AUGUUGAGCCGUCAAGCUAUCCGCCCAAUUGUCCAGGCUAUGAGAAAGGGGCACAGCCACUCGCCAUCGGCUGUCACCUACACCGGACAAGGACCGAAUACCUUCGUCAACGACGGAUGGGCCUCCGCUGUGAGUUUUUAUUAUUAUUUAUAUUUAUUUAUCGUAUUUAUGAGCUGAAUUUUGAAAAGCAACGUUCCCCGCUCAUUAGACAAAACUGUUUUUCAGCGUCUUCCGUUCAACAUCAACAACAAGUGGGGAUUCGCCGCCAAGGCCGUCACCUUCCUCGCCAUCGGAUUCUGGGCUCCGUUCAUCGUCGUCGAGUACCAACUGAGAAAGGCCAACCAAUAA